UGAAUAUAUCACACUUGACAUAGAAAAGAUUUUUUUUUGUAUAUAUCUAAAAGAAUAAGAAUAAUAAUAACGAGAAAAAUAUUAAGAUAAAGUAAAUGGGUGUUCAGAAUCUUUGGACACUUACUGCUCCCGCAGCACGUCCAUGUCAACUCGAAUCACUGCGCAAUCGUAAAUUAGCAGUCGAUGCAAGCAUUUGGAUGUAUCAAUUCGUACGAUCGAUGCGCGACAAACAAGGGAAUCCAAUGCACAAUGCCCAUCUCCUUGGAUUCUUUCGACGAAUCUGCAAACUCUUAUUUUUCAAUAUAAAGCCUAUUUUUGUGUUUGAUGGAGGUGUACCUGAUCUCAAAAAGCAUGUCAUUAGAGAAAGACGGUUAAGACGAGAGGGCGCAUUAACGAGUAUGAAGCAGGUGGCAGGAAAAAUUUUGAGCGCCCAGAUGAAAUCCAGAAUCUUGUUAGAAGAAGAAAAGAGACGUAACGAAAAUGCAGAAAAAACCAACCAACCUAAAGAAUUGAAUUCAUCGGUAACAUCAACUGUUGUAAAAAGUCUCCAACAACGGCAUCUCAAUGAUCCCUAUGAUCUUCCAAAAGCUACCAAAAAACCAGCCGACUUUGAUCAGCGAUUGGCAACCCACGAAGAGAUUGCAUCGUUUGUCAAGGAAUUCAAACCCUCAGAAAUUGACUUUGAUUCAGAUGUAUUCCAAUCGCUUCCGCAUGAAAUACAAUACGAAAUCAUCCAAGAUAUCAUGAUAAGAUCACGCCAGACUUCGUGGGAUCGCCUGGAUCAAAUGCUAAAGAAUUCUAAAGAUCCAUUAGAUUUUUCAAAGCAACAAAUCAAACAAUUGGCUCACAGAAAUGAAAUGACACAGCGGUUACUGACCAUGAAUUCUCCAGCACUAAAAAAUGACGAGGCAACCCCUUUACGUAUCGCAAGUGAACGAGGACGCGCCUAUAUUCUGUACAAAAACGAGAAUCCUGAUGAAGGGCUAGGGUGGCGAUUACCUGGUCUAUUGACUCCAGAAUCUACUGUUGUAAAAGAUGACAAAAGCAACAAAAGCGAUGAAAAUGAUGAUGACAGUAAAAGCAAUGAAAUCAAUGAAGAGGAUGAAGUGGACGAAGAGAUGGAAGUGGUGGUUCCUAGCACAUCAGACAAAGUAAAAGACGCCAUAAUGGCAAACCCAGAACUUGCUGCCAUGAUGACAGGAUUCUUUAAUGAUGAAGAUGAAGAGAAGGAAGAAGACGAGAAUGAAAAUGAAGACGCCUUAUCUAAUGAUAUUCCCGCAAAUUUUCAAUCGAUGGAUGCAAACGAUACAGAUGAUGAGCCCUUGUUUGACAUUCCUUCAAAACCUAUAUCCGAUGCACGAACACAACCACAACCACAACCACAGCAACAAAUCUCUCUUCUCGAUGAUAUGGAUGCAUAUGCCCAAGAUGAUGAGACAAUGCAACACGUCCUGGAAAAAAUCUAUGGAAAUAAUAUAAUUUCUUUUGAAGAAGAAACCAAGCCAAAAGAAACCAAAUCAGAAGAAAUUGACGAAGAAAAUUUAAGUGCAAGAGAACUCUACAAUCUGUGGCUAUCACGAGUUCCGGAUUCUUUUAUAUAUAUGCAUUCAUUCAACGAUGAACACAAGCAACUGAUUCACAAUGCUGUAUUUACUGACCCAGUCAAUACUAUAAAAUCUCAACGAGACUCGGUUCAAAAGUCUCUUGGAAAGACAAGAGAUAGUAAUGAACUGUCUAUUGAAGCUCAUACUUUUCAUAUUCGUAUGUUGGAAUCUGUCAUUGCAUGGAAAUCACACAUGGAAGAAAACAUAUCAUUUCUCGAAUAUGCAGAAUCAUUACCACAGGACUCUUUGAUAAUUGACAAAGACGCAAUGGUGUUGGACGAAGAUGAAGACGAAGAAGGCGAAAUGAGAUUUGAAGAAGCAACGUCUUUGCCCAUUCCUCCCACUGUCGGUGCUCAAUCGGAUACUUUAUACAAAGGAUCGGUUGACCUGGUCUCUUCUAUACUUGGCGAUAAAGUCCCUACUACUGAAGACUUUGCAGAAGAAGAUCCUCAGUCCAGGAAAGAGCCUGGGGGCACUAACGAAGUCCAACCAAAAGCUCAAGAUGGUCCAGAUUUUGAUAUUGAAUCUAGUCUGACCGAGAAUUUUAUUUCCGAGGACAUAAAACACAAGCCAAUCUCGGAUGUAAAGUUAGAGUAUCUUGAACCUAAAGAAAAUGUCGAGACAGAUUUUGAGCAGAUCAUAAAAUCUAAAUCCGAGGAGAAACCCAAAGAGAAUAUUGAUGCUCUAGACGAAAGUGAUGAAGAUGAUCCGGAUGAAGAACAGAUUAUUGAUAUGGAUGAAGAGCAAAAUGAAUAUGCACGUUUUAUUUCUGACAUAAAGACCAAAGAUAUUGAGAGUGUGCGUAAAGAGCUUGAUGAUGAUAUGGAGAAACUCAAUCUUCAAUUAAGCAAAAAGAAAGGUUUAUCUGAUGAAAUCACACAAAACAUGAUUCAGGAUAUACAGGAACUGCUACGAUUGUUUGGAAUUCCGUUUAUAGUGUCUCCGAUGGAAGCAGAGGCUCAAUGCGCUGCUCUUCUCGAAUCAUCUGCGAUCGAAGGAAUCAUUACAGACGAUUCUGAUGUAUUUCUUUUUGGAGGAACAUGUGUUUACAAGAACCUCUUUAGUCAACAAAAAUAUGCCGAAAUUUAUAAUAUGCAAGACAUUAAACGGGAAAUGCAGCUCGAUAGGCGCAAGUUGAUCCAAAUCUCUUUCUUUCUUGGAAGUGAUUACACUACCGGUAUUCCAGGAAUCGGGCCUGUUACAGCACUGGAGCUCUUGGCCGAGUUCUCGGCCCCUAUUGAUGCAGAUUAUGCAAUUGAUGAAAAUGAACCACUCGAAGCUCCUCUUGAAAGGUUCCGAGAUUGGUAUCGGCAGGGCAAUGACACGACAGCAUUUCAACGCAGAUUUAGAAAGAAGCACGGAGAGCUAGAGAUACCAGAUAAUUUUCCUGAUUCAUCGGUGAAAGACGCGUAUUAUAAUCCCAAAGUUGAUCGUCAUCCAAGUAUUCCCGAAUGGAAGAUGCCCGAAUUAGAUACCCUACGCUUGUUUCUUAUGGAAGCAUUCGGGUGGCCUGACAGUAAAACAGACGAAUUUUUACUUCCCGUUAUACGCCAAAUGAAUCAACGAGCGACAUUGGGCACACAGUCUACUAUCAAUAGGUUUAUUAGCCCAUUAGAAAAAGACGAGUAUCAGACGCCACACAAAACUCGUCUUCACAAAAGCAAACGUAUCCAGAACGUUGUUGAUCGAUGGCGAAAAGCAAAGGUCAAGAAACGACCUAGUGAAAAGUGUGAUUCAGAAAGACCAACAAAACAAAAGAAAGUAUAAUAUUAUAUAAUUAUAUAAUUAUAUAUUACGAGUGGAUUUUCUUUAAAAAAAAUUGAAACAAAAAAAAUAUUAAUAUUAAUAAAAGAGUAUUAUUUAGAAGUGU
Molecule: messenger RNA, 3474 nt
Organism: Phycomyces blakesleeanus NRRL 1555(-)
Lineage: Eukaryota; Fungi; Mucoromycota; Mucoromycetes; Mucorales; Phycomycetaceae
Exons: 7
Coding region: 96-3371 (1091 amino acids)
Biological process (GO): nucleotide-excision repair
Cellular component (GO): nucleus
Molecular function (GO): single-stranded DNA binding; DNA endonuclease activity
Source: RefSeq, a predicted model, not a curated record